Messenger RNA from Zymoseptoria tritici IPO323, 1323 nucleotides. RefSeq lists its product as uncharacterized. Lineage: Eukaryota; Fungi; Ascomycota; Dothideomycetes; Mycosphaerellales; Mycosphaerellaceae. The record is from RefSeq and is a predicted model, not a curated record. The transcript has a single exon. The coding region runs from base 1 to 1323 and encodes 440 amino acids.
AUGAAACUCUCUCUCCUAACCAUAACCGCCCUCUCGGCCGCCACCGCCGCCGCCGGCGUCGCAACCGCCAAGACUGGUCCCAAUGUACCCGCUGCCCGUUCCGGUCUGUUGGGCGGUAAUCUCGGUGCGAAAUGGAGAAUCGCGACGAAGAACCUCGGACUGAAAGGCGGACCCAGAGGACCGUUGAGGGAGAGAGAUGUUGAUGACGAGGGUGCGGAAAUCGAUGCCGGUGAUGAUGCGUCGCUCGUUGCGGAGGAUGGCGAUGAGGCGAGUUUGACUUUUGAAGAAGAGGAUAUGGAGGAUACUACCGGAACGAGUGCCGAAGUGGAGAAGAGAGAUGUUGAUGAUGAGGGUGGGGAGAUUGAUGCUGGAGACGAUGCGCCGCUUGUGGCGGAAGAUGGCGACGCGGCGAGCUUGACUUUUGAAGAAGAGGAUAUGGAGGAUACUACCGGGACGAAUGCGGAAGUCGAGAAGCGCGAUCUCGACGCUAGUAAGGAGGUUCCACCUCAUCGCGAGCAGGGUGUGUACUAUGAGCUGAAAGACACCGGUGCCGCGGUCCUCGACGGGGUCAAAGCUGCAGUGAAGAAUGUGACUGAGACCGCUGAGACUCCCAAGGCCGAGCCUCCGACGACCGAGACUCCUCAGGCUGAGACUCCACAGGCUGAGACUGCCGAGGACGACACACCUGAAGACGCCGGUCCUGAGGCUGACGCCUCUGAGGACGAUGAAGGUGGAUUGGAGGCCCGCGAUGUCGAAGAGGAAGAGGACGAUGCCGAUUUCUGGACUCCUGAGGAGGAUGAGGGCGAAUUGACGGCUCGAGACGUUGGAGAAGACGAUGCUGAUGCCGACUUUGAUGACUACGAAGACGACUUCGAGUCUGAGGAAGAUUCUUCAAAGCUCGCAGCCCGUGAUCUUGACGAUGACGAAGAAGACGACGACGCCGAAAUUGAUAACCUCGAAGGCUACGACCAUGAACUUGUCGCUCGAAACGCCGUCGCGGAAGAUGGUGAAGAGGUCGGAUCCGAUGACGGCGUCGAUUACAGUCUCACAGGCUAUGAUCACGCAUUAGUCGCUCGCGAACUCGCCCUUGAGGACGAGCACAACUCGCUCCUCGCGCGUGAUGUCGAGGAGGAUGACAAUGAAGAAGACGAUGAGGAAGUCGAGGAUGAGGAGACUGGCGAGCCGUCUGUCGCUGCUCGUUCGGUUGACGGAUUCCCUCCUGCGCCGACACCGGGUCCCUUUGUUCACAAUCGCCAUGGACAUGGACUGCACCAUGGGAUUCAUCGGAAGUUGUUCGGAGCGAGGAAGACGAGAGGUGCUUAG